AUGUAUUUAAUCACCGCAGGGGGGCCUUACAGCCUUACUGGGAAGCCGACAACUGGCAAUACACUACCAGGCCGGGGGUUCACUGGAUCUUGUGGUCGGACAAGGCGGUAUGGUAUGGGUCUAAUGGCAUGA
This is a messenger RNA of Vairimorpha ceranae, 132 nucleotides long. RefSeq lists its product as hypothetical. The transcript has a single exon. Bases 1 to 132 code for a protein of 43 amino acids. NCBI's taxonomy places the organism in Eukaryota, Fungi, Microsporidia, Nosematidae. The record is from RefSeq and is a predicted model, not a curated record.